GUUCAUUUUUAUUACCAGCCGGUAAUCAAUCAAUUUUAAGGUUUUUGAGUCUUCUUCAACCGGUCGUCUUCCCCAAUUAAGCAAAAUAAUCCUCUCCCAAUUUUCGAAACCCUAAUUUUGUUCUUCCAUUCCAUUCUCUGUCAAUUUCGAGGUUUUAACUGACGCUGAGCAAUAAUUGAAUACCAAGUUCAUCUUACUAGGUGGAAAGCUAACUAGAAAGCAGCAGCCAUGGAUGUUGAUUCACAACCAACUAUGGAGGAAACUAUAUUGGUUGGUGAUGACCUAAUGAUGGGGCCACCAUCUCCUGUCAUCCCACAAGAAAUCGCAUCUCAUGUGCUUGAAGGUGUCGAGUUAUGUGAUGGGAUCUUACGGAAUUUAUUUUUGUGUCUGCAGAUUAAUGAUAUCGAGCCUUUCUGUCAAGAUGAACUGGCAUUGUAUAGACAAUGUGCUGAAAAGAGGGACAAGGAACUAAGGCAACGGCUUCAAGAUAGCGAGAGAAAGUUGGGGUUGUCAAUGCCUUUUGAUCAAGCAAAGGAAAGAGCUAGUCAGCUUGAAUCAGAAGUCACAUCAUUGGAGAGGCGCUUGAUUCUGGCAAGUGGAAUUGAAGGCAUUGAAGGAUUUCGUCAAAGAUGGAGUCUGCAUGGACGACUUACAGAUACCAAGAAAAGGCUGGAAUCCUUAAAACUGGGGAUGGAGAAGAGAAAAGAGGAUGAACCAAGCAAAACAUCAACCAGGAAAAGUGGAUUCUUUUGGUAACAGUGGUGGCCUCAGGUGCUUAUAACAAGAAGAUGCAUCACGAGGGUCCAUCACUUAAAAGACAUGGGUCUUGGUUUAGCGUGCUGUAGGCUGUAGGUAAUACGAGGGUGGAAUUUAUUAGUUGUGAAAUCCUUGUUCUCUUCCACUCUCCUUGAAGAUCAAUGCCAAAGUACUUUGAAAAUAUGACGGGGGGUGUUGAGCUUUUUUUUUUUUCCCAUCUUACAAAUUCCGUCCUCCAGAUCACAUCUUUAGCUAUAGUUUGAUAUAAGUAUGUUCAUUUGAAAUUAUAUUUUUGUAUUAGAGGUCGAUGUUGUUGGGCUGGAUGGGUUAAAUUAAGAAUUGACUAAUCCUAUAGAUUGGAUUUGUCCAAACAAUAUAUUUUUUGAUUCUUAUUAUCCAAUCCAUACAUUUGUAAGCCAAUCCAUACAUUCAAUCCAAAAGGUAUAUUUUAGAUUCUUACUAA
Gossypium raimondii (Peruvian cotton) is the source of this 1219-nucleotide messenger RNA. RefSeq lists its product as uncharacterized. The transcript has 7 exons. The record is from RefSeq and is a predicted model, not a curated record. Lineage: Eukaryota; Viridiplantae; Streptophyta; Magnoliopsida; Malvales; Malvaceae. Bases 229 to 756 code for a protein of 175 amino acids.